AAGCUUCGGACUUGUCUCACUAAGAACCUAACAUAGAACGAUCUCGUUGAUUCGAAAGGGAAGCGUUCUGUUCAGAGCUACAUUCAUUAUUCAUAUCUUCGGUCAACCAUCUAUCUUCCAGAUUGUCUCGCAACGAUGUCGAACCCAAGUCUUAAUUUCAUCACUUUCAACCAGGAUCACAGCUGCCUGGCUGUUGGUACCUCGAGAGGAUUCCGAAUUUACCACACCGACCCGUUCUCCAAGAUUUUCAGCAGCGAUGAUGGGAAUAUCGCUAUUAUCGAGAUGCUCUUCUCCACCUCCCUCGUUGCUCUCGUCCUCUCUCCCCGACACCUCAUAAUACAGAAUACGAAGCGUGCAUCCGUAAUUUGCGAGCUCACCUUUCCAUCUGCCGUUCUUGCCGUCCGCCUAAACCGUAAGCGACUAGCUGUUGUGCUCGAGGACGAGAUUUACCUUUACGAUGUAUCGAACAUGUCCCUCCUCACCAACAUCGCGACAUCCCCGAAUCCUGGCGCCGUAUGUGCGCUCUCGCCCUCGAACGAGCACUGUUACCUUGCCUACCCGUUGCCGAAGCCUCGUGACGAUACCCAAGAUAAGCGACCGUCGCACGCGCCUCCAGCGUCCCUCUACGCUCCCGUAACAUCGGGAGACGUUCUUAUAUAUGACACUUUGACCCUCAAGGCUGUUAACGUCAUCGAGGCUCAUCGCUCCCCUUUGUCGUGUAUCGCGCUGAACCACGAAGGAACUUUGCUAGCAACGGCAAGUGAAACAGGAACGAUCAUUAGAGUAUUCUCGGUGCCUAGGGGCCAGAAACUCUUCCAGUUCCGUCGUGGAACCUACCCGAGCACAAUCUACAGCAUGUCUUUCAACGCAGCGAGCUCAUUGCUCUGCGUCUCCUCUACCUCGGAUACAGUCCAUAUCUUCCGUCUUCAACAACCCGGGCCUAACACGAAUAACUCUACUUCCGAGACACAGACGCCCGGCUCCCCUCGAACGGAUCGCUGGUCUCGCAGUCGCAGCUAUGAGAGUGGUAACGAUUCGCCUAACAGUACUACAGGUUCUCCGCGUAGCGAAAUAGCUGACCUAGCAGCAGCCGCAACGCCGAGUAACCCGACCGGUAAUAGGAGACAAAGCGGAUCAUUUAGUAGUAUGCUCCGUCGGUCCUCACAAAUUAUGGGUCGAAGCGUGGCUGGCGUCGUAGGCAAUUAUCUGCCGCAGACAGUGACGGAAAUGUGGGAACCCCUUCGAGAUUUCGCCUAUAUCAAGAUACCCAAGACUCUGUCGGUGUCACCGCGCGCUGGUGGUUUGGCAAACAACCAACAGUUACGCAGCGUGGUGGCGAUGAGUAGUAGCAGUCCGCAGGUCAUGGUUGUUACUAGUGACGGCGGAUUCUACGUAUUUAACAUUGAUAUGGAACAAGGCGGAGAGGGCUACCUAGUUAAGCAGUUUUCCGUCCUCGAUAGCGACGAUAAGCUUGAUGCCUCGAAUUACGGACCUUAGAACGGCGAACCGCACAUAGUCGAGGCAUAUGACUCCGAAGGAGAAGACGGGGCGGACGACGUAAUAUUCGACGGCUCGGGAUGGAUGCUUCUGAAUGUUUAGUCGACACCGUACGAAGAUUUGGCAUUUUAAAGGCGUUAAACGGUU
Molecule: messenger RNA, 1644 nt
Organism: Hypoxylon trugodes
Lineage: Eukaryota; Fungi; Ascomycota; Sordariomycetes; Xylariales; Hypoxylaceae
Product: WD40 repeat-like protein
Exons: 3
Coding region: 136-1497 (453 amino acids)
Biological process (GO): protein localization to phagophore assembly site; autophagy of mitochondrion; protein lipidation
Cellular component (GO): extrinsic component of membrane; cytosol; phagophore assembly site membrane
Molecular function (GO): phosphatidylinositol-3,5-bisphosphate binding; phosphatidylinositol-3-phosphate binding; protein binding
Source: RefSeq, a predicted model, not a curated record